AUGAUAUAUUGUGCUUCACCUGGUUCAUUUGCUUUAUUAAAUCGUCUUGUUUGGAUAAUUAAUGAAUGUCAUAAAAAAAAUAUUUUUUGUGCACUUGUUUGUACGAAUAUGUGGUCAGGAAGAAAUCGACAAAUUGUUGUAGAUGAAUUGUGUAGAGUAUUGAAUAAUGUUCAUCCACAAAUCAAAUCAACUAAAGAAGAUGGAAUUAUUUAUUAUGAUAAUGUUGCUCUGGUUACUAUGGUUAAUAGUAUUGAAUAUAUUGAUGAAGAUUUUAAUGUUAAUAAACCACAAUCCGGUAUUGAUGAAUUAAUAUUUGGUAUUGGUAAAUGUCUUCAACGAGAUUUUAUGUUUGCAUGGUUAAGAACUGUUUCACAUAAUGAAUCUUUUUGGAAAAAUAUGUUAUCAAAAUUAAAUAUACUUUUUCAAAUUCCAUCUGACAAAUUUAAUAACUUUUAUCAACAUGCUGGAAAUUUUCUUGGUUAUCUUUUUGGUUUUAAUGAUGAUGAUUAUCGAUAUAUCACAAAUACAAAUACAAAGAAUACAGAUGAAUCUAUAUUUUUUGAUGCAGAAAUGAUUGAAAUGUCUGAAGAUUCACCUAAAUCUAAAUUAAAAUUUAUUAUUAAAUCAGCAGAACUCGGUGCACAACUUAGUGAAGUUUUAGCAAAAUUGGGUGCAGCACGUUUAAAUGUCGUCGAAUCGGAAACAACCAAUGAACAAGAAAUUAUAAUUACUGCUAAAUUUAACAAUACUGAACGUAUCAUGGCAGUACAUGAUCUCUGUCAAAUAAUCAAUCAUGGUCAAGUUAAUUGCACAAUUGUUGAUUAA
Adineta steineri is the source of this 825-nucleotide messenger RNA. The record is from the annotation of a GenBank genome assembly. NCBI's taxonomy places the organism in Eukaryota, Metazoa, Rotifera, Eurotatoria, Adinetida, Adinetidae.